UUUCCUUCCCCAUUUUUUUUAUUUUUAUUUUGUAUAGAAAUCAAAGAAAGAACAAAUUCUUUGGAAUUCUACAUAGAGAUUGGAGAAGAAGGGCAGGCAACAAGGUUUUGUCCCUUUUUUCUUCUUCAUUCUUUUAUAUAUAUGUUUUUAUCUCUCUCUGUUUUUUAGCCAAAAACAAGGAAAGAGAGAGAAAAAGGAGGAGGAUAUCGAUAUCAUUAGCUUGGUACAAUCCGUCUUCGGUGUUGUAAUGUUGGCAGAGAGACGAGGGAGGGCAGCUCCUGCUUUAAUCCGACGAUUCUCUCUUCGUCUCUCUUCACUGAUCAUUGAUCGAGUCACAUUGGCAUCUAUCGUCACUGUUGAUUGUUGAUUCGCAAUUGGAAGAUGAGGAACGAGCUUUGGUUUACCCUUUAUUUGGGGGAGGCGUUAUUAGUGAUCGAUUACUAGUUAUUAUUCUGGGUUUUUGUUUUGCUUUUUUCUUUCUUUAUCAUCAAUCGUCGAAUCAAUCUUCUAUGGCACCGAAUGAUGAUCCUACUAAAACCAAGAGGCUUUAUCAAGUUUGGAAGGGGAGCAAUAGAUUCUUUUUUGCCGGGAGAUUGAUCUUUGGUCCUGACGUUGCAUCAUUGUUUCUAUCCACAUUUCUUAUUGCUGCACCUGCAAUUGCUUUCUGCAUAAGGAUGUAUAUAAAGAUCAAACAUGAAAAUACCAAUGUUGGUCGCGAUUAUUCCAUAUUAAUUCUGGGUGCUUUGCUCUCUGUACUGGACCUUGUGUUUCUCUUCUGUACCUCUGGUAGAGAUCCUGGAAUUCUACCCAGAAAUUCAAAACCCCCCGAAUCAGAUGAAGCUUUUGAAGAGACUACCCCAUCUAUGGAGUGGGUCAAUGGUAGAACUCCUCAUUUAAAACUUCCUCGUACCAAAGAUGUAAUGGUUAAUGGCCACACUGUGAAAGUAAAGUACUGUGACACCUGUUUACUUUAUCGUCCUCCCCGAGCAUCUCAUUGUUCCAUAUGCAACAACUGUGUUCAAAGGUUUGAUCAUCACUGCCCAUGGGUUGGUCAAUGCAUUGGAAUACGGAACUAUCGGUUCUUCUUUAUGUUUAUAUCAACCGCAACCAUCUUGUGCUUACAUGUCUUUGUUUGUUCUUGGAUCAAUCUCCUUGAAAAGGAAGCUGACAGUGAUGGCAAUCUUUGGAAGGCUAUGUCGCAUGAUGUCCUAUCCGUAAUUCUAAUAGUCUACUGCUUCGUAGUUGUGUGGUUCGUCGGUGGUCUUACAGUUUUCCAUUUCUAUCUGAUUUGCACUAAUCAAACUACGUACGAGAACUUCCGUUAUCGAUAUGAUAAAAAGGAAAACCCAUAUAACAAGGGAACAAGAAGAAAUUUUCAUGAAAUGUUUUUUUCCAAGAUGCCACCUUCAUUGAAUAAUUUUCGUUCAUUUGUGGAGGAAAGUGAGCAUAUAAUUAUUGGAUCCAUGACACCAAGCUUUGCUGAAGGUGAAAUUAGCUCAAAAGAGAAAAUUGAUAUUGAGAUGGGAAAUAGGCUUGCUGAGGAGACUGGUUAUUCACUACCUGAAAUUUUGAGAAAUUUGGAUUUUGAUGAUUUGGAGGAUGAAAUGAUGGUAAAGAUCGAAGGGGAAAGACCUAUGGAUUCAUUGUUUAUGGAGGGGCAUGAUGUGAAACAGUCUGUUGAAAUCUCCAUUCCAGGGGAUGAUGGAAAAGUUAGAACCGACGACAGUGCAGCUUUUCAAAAUGGAGUUGGAGAAUUUAUGGAAAGCCAAACUGCAAGAAAUGAAACCGAUACGUCAGAACAAGCGAGAAUGUAGCAAGUCUCAUCUAACAACGCUGUCAAUCGGUACGCAGCUUCGGUGGACUGUAAGUUGUUGAAAAUAGAGAUACAUACAUACAAGCUCAAAAAAAAAAGGUAAAUAUAUGUGUUUAUAUGGAUGUACCAAACACUUAUUGGUUGUUGUAAGCUGUAAAUGUUGUGGUUUGCUAGAAAUAAUGCUGAAACUCAAGAGAAAAGGUUGUAGUGUGUGUUGUAGGUUUUAUCAUUUCUUAUAGCAUGCUUGAGAGUAUAGGGAUUCAUGUUUCAUCGGUUAGAACUACUACUUGGUUUGUGUGGCAUGUAAUUUUUUAUUUAUUUUGUAGGAAUAUUACUUGGUACACACCUUAAUCAAGAUUCCAAAUUUUACGAGU
Hibiscus syriacus is the source of this 2187-nucleotide messenger RNA. Its product is annotated as probable protein S-acyltransferase 4. Gene Ontology annotation, cellular component: endoplasmic reticulum; Golgi apparatus. The record is from RefSeq and is a predicted model, not a curated record. The coding region runs from base 510 to 1814 and encodes 434 amino acids. NCBI's taxonomy places the organism in Eukaryota, Viridiplantae, Streptophyta, Magnoliopsida, Malvales, Malvaceae. Gene Ontology annotation, molecular function: protein-cysteine S-palmitoyltransferase activity. Gene Ontology annotation, biological process: protein targeting to membrane; peptidyl-L-cysteine S-palmitoylation. The transcript is spliced from 6 exons.